Molecule: messenger RNA, 2052 nt
Organism: Dermacentor silvarum
Lineage: Eukaryota; Metazoa; Arthropoda; Arachnida; Ixodida; Ixodidae
Product: GATOR complex protein Iml1-like
Exons: 13
Coding region: 304-1914 (536 amino acids)
Biological process (GO): negative regulation of TORC1 signaling; intracellular signal transduction; positive regulation of autophagy
Cellular component (GO): GATOR1 complex; lysosomal membrane
Molecular function (GO): GTPase activator activity
Source: RefSeq, a predicted model, not a curated record
CUUCCAGCCAGGGAAGCACCUUGUACGACAUCUCCCGAGUGAUCUUCUCAAGUGAGAAGCUUGAGACAUUCAACUGGAGCUACCUCGACCAUACAUCUGCAUUCGAGGAGAGCGGGAGUAUGGUCUCAAGGAGGCUCUUAAGUAUUGGCGACUACGUAUGCUGUUGCUGCCCGGCUCUCAGGCAGCAACACGCAAGAUCAUCGAUAGCAAGGACCGCCAAGUGCCGGUGCGACAUCUAUCCAGACUUUACUGCCACUGACGAGGCAAUUCAGUCGGGAGGCCUUCGUCAAGUUUCUUGAAAUCAUGAAUCGAAUCCGGUGGCCCGCCAACACAAGGCGCUCGAAGUCCGUUGGGGCCUGGGUACGAGCUUCAGGAGGCCCUAUGCGUUUGAGCAUCAGCCACCAGGGGUCGCCGCUAACGACAUCUCCACAGUCGGGCCCUGUGUCCGCAAUCACAGCUAGUACAUUCCGUGACAGAGUGUCCAGCAACCGCAUUCACGACCGGCCGCGCAGCCUCCACACGGAGCACCUCCGUGCUGACGUGAUGCCUGUUGGCAAGAUGACACCAGCCACGGACUCUGACAGCAAGAAGGAUGGGUCCAACUCCUCCCUGGAAGCCACACCAGAGUCAGUUGCCGGAGAAUGCUCAGAAGACAAACCCCAUGUCGAAGUGAAAUGCUUGACUGUGGUAACACCUCCUUCUGAAAUUGUGGAAGCAAUGAAAAAUCCCAGUGAUGGCAUCUGCUUCCUGCCCAAGCAAGGUGGCAUCCCUCAAAACUCUUUCAUUAGUGUCGAAGCUACGGCAUGGGUUCGAGACCACGUGGAAGGCAUACACUCCGACCACGAUGCCAUCCAACUGCUUCAGAAACUGGUAGAAGAGUCCUACAUUUGCCAUGCAUCUGGAGAUGUAAACCAUCCGUUCAUCAAUGGCUUUUACAUUUACUCUUUCCCGGACAAGAAUACCAAAGAAAAUUAUGAGGUAGAUCUGGAUGCUUACCAACACGAGUGGAUCGAAGUGGAGCUGCUGCCUCAGAAUGAACACAGUGGAAGUGCAGGCGAGCUGGACAGCACUGAAAUUGAUAUUGGCAAAAAGCUGGAGUUCCGGAAUGUCAAUGUCGACAUCGAUGUUGGUGGUCGCAGUGACCGGCCUGAAUGGGGUCAGGCACAGUACCACACCAUAUUCCAGCCAGGAGAAGCAUUCGAGAUCAUUGUUGAGUGGAUGGUUGCUACCGGUUACAUAAUUGCUGAUCUGGUGCUGGGCUGGGCACGCAAAGCAAACAGCCAAGGACUGCAGUUAGUACCCAUUCCGAGUGACCCAUUUGUGUUGCCUGAGUCACCCAAAUCUGACCCCCUGCGGGGUGCCAUCUUUAUGCCACUGCACAUUGGCGUCCUUGACAAUCCUGCCUCCCAGCUGCUACGAGGAGGGGGCCUGGAGCAGUUUCAAGAGUAUGUGGCACAUCGGUUUGGCUUCAUCACUCUGAGAGACCUGCAGUCCACCGUGGAGCAUCGCACUUAUGUGCACACGACGGGUGGCAUGUUCCUCAUGAUCCCUCGUAGCAGCCCCAGCAGCAAACCUAGUCCAUCAGACGAAGCUGAUAAGUCACUAGACUAUAUCUGCUGUGAAGCUGAUGUGAUGGAGCAUUGUUUAAAGCACUGUGAAGAACCACCACCAGCUUGUACGAAUCGAAAGGUGGGCUUCCUCUGGUCAUACAACUACAUGAUCACGAAGCGCUGGAAGAACACGGCCACCAUUGACGAGCAGUUCAUGCGAGGCGUGAUGCAGGACUUCCGCGCCCUGUGCAGCAACCACGAGGGCCGACUUGUCGAAGCUUUCGAAGCCUGGCUAUGCACGUGGUGUGUCGGUGCCAUGCAGGGAAGCCAGGCAGCAGAGCUCUUUCCCCAGAUCGAACAGUGAAGAGGCCGCAUGCCAAGUCGAGCUUGGCUUGCUGCCAUAUGUAUAUAUGACCAGUGUAUACAGUGUAGAUAACCUAGGGCUUGCAAUUGACCUAAUGGGAUUUGUAAUAAAUUGUAAUAAAAGCAAUGUGAAAUGCUA